This is a messenger RNA of Moesziomyces antarcticus, 3087 nucleotides long. Its product is annotated as glycogenin. The coding region runs from base 1 to 3087 and encodes 1028 amino acids. Lineage: Eukaryota; Fungi; Basidiomycota; Ustilaginomycetes; Ustilaginales; Ustilaginaceae. The transcript has a single exon. Gene Ontology annotation, molecular function: glycosyltransferase activity. The record is from RefSeq and is a predicted model, not a curated record. Gene Ontology annotation, cellular component: cytoplasm.
AUGAGUUCGCCAUCGCAGCACACCAGCACCAACAAUGCCUUCGUCACCCUCCUGACCUCCGAUCAUUACCUGCCUGGCGCACUCGUUCUCGCCGAGUCGCUUCGCCUCAGCCAUGGACUCGCUAGGAAGGGCAAGGCACGCGCCGGCACUUCGCGAAGCGCAGCCACCACCGACUUUCAGGUCGUGGCGCUCAUCACUCCAGAUACGCUCUCGGUGCAGUCCAUCAAGGCGUUGCGGCGAAGCGGUCUCUUCGACUGGAUCGUAGGUGUCGAGCCCAUCGGCUUUCGUCAGAUUCUCGCCUCGUCCACCAAUGCUCCCACCACCGUCACGACCGGCAUCAGCGGUAGCAGCACAGCGCACGACGCCGCAGUGCUCGACUCGGACCUCGACGCAAAGAUCCGCGAUAUGGAGAGGAAUCUAAGUCUGCUCGGCCGUCCCGAUCUCACCAACACCCUCACCAAACUCCACGCCUGGAGGCUCGGUCGCGACUCGGCACAUCUCGUUGCCCAAGCCGCCUCUCCCGUCGAUGGCAGCGAUCAAAAAUGGCACGGAUUCGACAAGCUCGUCUUCCUCGACGCCGACACCCUCGUCCUGCGCCCCAUCGACCACCUCUUUCGUCUCGGAUCCAGCGUUCACUUCGCCGCGGCUCCCGACACCGGCUGGCCCGAUGCCUUCAACAGCGGCGUCAUGAUGCUCACACCCUCCACCGCCACGUUCGAAGCGAUACGCUCGUUCGCUCGAACAACUGGCUCUUGGGACGGCGCCGAUCAAGGCCUCCUCAACGACUUUUACGGCUCCGACGAUAGCUCGGCAUCUCUCCCAGACGAGGCACAAUCGCCCGAUACAUCCUCAGCGCCAGGCGGGGGCUGGAAGAGGCUCAGCUUCCGAUACAACGUCACCAGUCACGGAGGAUAUACGUUCGCGCCAGCAUACCAGCGCUACGGCCGAAACAUCAACAUCGUCCACUUUAUCGGUCAACACAAGCCGUGGAACCGGCCCAGGCCACAUGGAAGCGCUCAGCCCAAUCCUCUCGUGGCACCACGCGAUCUCGACAGCCAACCCAUCAUGCCCGAUCAGCCGGACUACCUGCUCGCCCUCUGGCACAGCGCCUUCGCCUCUCUCUAUCCGUCCUCGGGCUCCGCAUCGCCGGACAGCGAGAUCGAGAUCGUACACACCGAACGCGGCGUCGAGGUGGUCGAGCGCAGAAACUUCACCGUGCCCACCUAUCACGCCGUCUGGGACGCCGAGGCGCGCGAAGAAGAUGCCUCCUCGUCGGGGCUUGGCUUUGGCGUUUCUGCACCCGCCCGCGAGUCUGCUCCUGCGCACCCGCGCGCGCACCAGCAUUGGGAAGCCUCGUAUGCCAGCUUACCGCUCGAUGGCAGAAGCUCGCUCAUCCCGCCUGUGCCCGAGGUGGCUCGCACGCCGUCGCCGCCCACGCCGACACAGGAGAGCAUCGACGCCGAGCUGCGGUCGCGCGACGCAAGUCCGGCGCAGCCCAUCCCUGUUCCGGCACCCAGCAUCCAGCACGGCAGUGUGGCCAAGAGGGGCGAUGAUGACGACAGCGAUACGUCGCCUCAGCACUACUCUCCGCCCAAGCUCUCGUGGAAUCCCGCCCACGGGCCUCCGCCGACCGGCUCGGGCGCCGCGCUGUACCAGAUGCGCGUCCCCAUCGAUGCCUACUAUGCAAACAUCUGGGACGCAGGCCAAAAGACGCCGCGCACGCUCGCCGAGCAGAAGGCGGCGUUCUUCGUCCCGCAGUCGCAAGGCGCGCAGGAUCGCAGUGGACGACAGCGCGGCGGGCCGGGAUACAUCCCCUCGCAGCUGCGCCGCGACCAUGUCUUUGACAACCUGGGCUCGCACAAGCCGGACGCGAGCAAGGUCAAGCCCAUCUUUCCCUGGGAGACGCAGCAGCGUACGUCGGCGGCGCCUACGCGCGUCUUUCCCGACGAGCCGAAGCGGUCGCCACCGCCCAGCGCCGACACCACGCCAAAGAUGGGCAGCACCCAACAGGGUAACAACGGAGCUUUUGCGUCGGUUGCGGCGGCUCCGGCAGUGUCGAGGCCGAGAGGGUUGCCGUCGAAUCUGUCGUUCGUCAAUGCUUGGGACCAGGCGGGUGCGAUUGGCAACUUUGCCAAUGCAUGGAAUUGGCGCGCGAAUCCCGCCUCGCCGAAUCGACGUCGGGCGGUCGAGGCGGCCAACCGACAGCCUGCGAGGGACAACGGCGCUGCGAGGCAGACUGAGCCGCGCCGGGCGGAAGGGCAGCGUGCCGGUUCGCCCCAGGCGAGCUUUCGACCGGCGUACGGGGCUGAGCGUCGAGCGAGCAUGGAGGAGGUGACCGAUGCGCGCGACGGCGAAGCGAGCGACAGCCGCGACGGCGACGACGAGUCGUCGUCGGGCGAGGAAUCGUCGGGCAACGAAGGUGUCUCGCAGGUGGUGGAGGGAGCUAGAGAUGGCACCCCGUCGCCGAUGAAUUCGAGGCAGGCAGGUUGGCCGCGGGAAGGACCCGGGAGAGGGUAUAUGCGCAAGGCGGAGAACUCGGUGUAUGUGCAGAUGCACGCCACGCCGCGCAGUCCGCGCAUGACCUCGCGCGUGCUCUCGUACACCUCGACGGCCACCGAGGGUGAAGGGCGCAGUGGACGGGUGUCGGGAUCGAGUACUGCGUCCGAGGCGGCAGCGAGACAGCGCGCCAAGGAUCGCAUUCGUCCGGACGGCUGGAUCUCGACGGGCUCGGGAAGCGGUAUGAGCAGUCCGCCGUAUGGUGGGUGGCACCAGGCAGAGAUGACGGCGGCAUCGCUGCGCGGGAUCCCCAGCAUGCGCGCCGGACAGGCCCAUGUGCGCAGGAGGCAUGAACCUACCUCGUCGAACGACUCGCUCUCGGAAGAGUCGCGAUCCGCCUCGCCCACUGCCCUCAUCGCUCAGCCGCUACCAGCGGUCCGAGGUGAGGUGGUGCCACCGACGCCACCGAGCUUGGAGGAACCUUUCAGUUCGAGCCCUCGCAAUACGCGCGCUGAACUCUCGCAGCACGCGCGUACCCAUCUGCACGCAAGGAGGGCCCACAACUUUCCCCAUGCGCCCCAUGCGCAGUAG